Molecule: messenger RNA, 720 nt
Organism: Sardina pilchardus (European sardine)
Lineage: Eukaryota; Metazoa; Chordata; Actinopteri; Clupeiformes; Clupeidae
Product: butyrophilin-like protein 2
Exons: 5
Coding region: 1-720 (239 amino acids)
Biological process (GO): regulation of cytokine production; T cell receptor signaling pathway
Cellular component (GO): external side of plasma membrane
Molecular function (GO): signaling receptor binding
Source: RefSeq, a predicted model, not a curated record
AUGCUGGUGACCUGGGGAUUCCUGACUGUGUUUGUUACUACGGGGGUCGCUGGAAAAAGUCCUGACAAGUUUAAUUUGAUUGUUCCUGGUUCGGUCUCAGCUCAUAUGGGAUCCACUGUCACACUGCCCUGUGCCGUCUCUCCUACAUUCAGUGUGGUGCCACUAAAGAUGCGCUGGCACCGACCCAACCGGUUUAAAACCCCAGUCCUGCUCUAUGAGAACAGGAAUGUCCAGCAGGACCCAGCUGGUACAGGGUACAGGGGCAGGGUGUCUCUGGUAGGAAACCUGGAGCAGGGAAAUGUGUCCAUGAAGCUGGAGAACAUCACACCGGCAGACAAUGGAACUUAUCUGUGUUAUGUACAGAGUUCAAUAUGGUAUGAAGAAGCCGGUGUGCCUUUAAAUGUGGAAGGAGAAGUUAUUGGCUCUGUUCCACUUCUAAAUGUACCCAAAAGAGAUGAUGGACAGGUGAAUGUUACCUGCACAUCACAUGGAUGGUUUCCGCAGCCUACACUCACUUGGACCGUUGGAGGAGGAGAGGAAAUCAAUGCUGUCAACAACACAGUCUACACCACAGAUGACCAGAGUUUGUGGAGCAUGAGAUCCUGGCUGCUGCAUCCUUUCUCUGAGGAGAGGAUCUGCUGUUCUGUGGGGCUGUCUGAUCAGAAGAGGAAAGAGGGCUGUGUGGUGAUAUUCGCUCACAUUGAAUACAAAUUGCAGUAG